CAGACCAUCACCUUCCUCGCGCACCUCAAGUUCGUGUGCGGGGUGGGCGGACCGCACCUGGUGGUGGUGCCGCUGUCGGUGCUGUCCAGCUGGAUGAGCGAGUUCCGCAAGUGGUGUCCCUCGCUGCGGGUGGUGCGGCUGCACUCGGUGGACCAGGAGGAGCGGAGGAGGCUGGUCAAGGAGGUGUUGGGCAACCCCGCCAGCUUCGACGUGGCGGUCACCACCUACGACAUGGUCAACAGCCAGCACUUCGGGCACAGCCUGAAACACACGCUGGUGUGGCGCUACCUGGUGCUGGACGAAGGUCACAAGGUGAAGAACGAGGAGACGCGCGUGUCGGACGGCAUGCGACACAUCUCCCGACAGCAGGUGCUGCUGCUGACGGGGACACCCAUACAGAACAACCUGCACGAGUUGUUCGCGCUGCUGUCCUUCCUGUACCCAGACGUCUUCACGGACGCAACGCGAUUCGACGAGGCGUUCAACCUGGGAAAGAACAAG
This is a messenger RNA of Astrephomene gubernaculifera, 501 nucleotides long. The record is from the annotation of a GenBank genome assembly. Lineage: Eukaryota; Viridiplantae; Chlorophyta; Chlorophyceae; Chlamydomonadales; Astrephomenaceae.